Tuber aestivum (summer truffle) is the source of this 2000-nucleotide messenger RNA. The record is from the annotation of a GenBank genome assembly. NCBI's taxonomy places the organism in Eukaryota, Fungi, Ascomycota, Pezizomycetes, Pezizales, Tuberaceae.
CCGCUGAGUUGUGGGUGGGUGGGUGGGUAAGGAAUGAUCCGGAUUCUCGACCCCCGAGGGAGACUACAGUACCCGUGGCCUGUCUCAAGAGCUACAGUAUGAUAGGACCAAAGCCGGGGGGGGGUCGAGUGAUCACGAAGAGUCACUCGAUAGGGAUUCGGGAAUUCCUGAUGAGGGUCGGGACAGCAUUUCGUGGAAAGGCCGGAUCGCAACUGAGGUACAGCGGAGGGUCGAGCCGACAGAGGGUGAGUGCUGGACGUGUGCGUGUCCUCGAGUACUGUACUGCACCGUCAUCACCUCGUUUUCUCUACUCGAGUACUUGCGGGAGGAGAGAGGGUGGCUUCCCAUUAGCCUAUGAUGUUCCUCCCUCCCAUGUUUGUGUUUGACAUGACAUACAUCCGUCUAGGGCGCUCUCUUUCCUGCCCUUUCGCCACUGUAACUUACCCCGAUAUCAUCUCUUACUCCAGCUACCGGUAAGCCCUCUCUCCAGUAUUCCCCGUUCUCGGCAACUUCAAACCUACCGUAGUCCACUAUUGGUCUAGAGCUUGAUGUGCUGAUUAACUUAGAGACAGCAAGAUCUUGAGUAAUGCCGGUGCAAUUCGGUACAGUACGGUACCGAUCCCUGGCACCCGGAGAUUCCCCAUCACCCUACUCGGUCGCCUUGGGGUGUGAAGAAAAAAUAUGGAACUCUGUCUGGGUACUGUACGAGUACUGUACCUGGGGCGAGUGAUUUGCGAUUUUUUUUUUUUUCCAAUGGUAUUAUCAUGCUAACGGUGCGGUACUCUGGUAACGCCCGAGUCCGGACGAGGUGUCCUUCAUAUGAUACCGUCAACGCUAUUUAGCCCAGACUGCCUACUACCGUAUGAUACCUUGAGUCCGGGAAGCCCAAGAGAUAGCUUCCGUAGACUAGUUGCCAAGGAAAACCUCAUUGUCAAAGGGCGAACAUCCAAUACCGGUAUCCAGGUAAACCAAGGUCCUGAUCCUGCACGAUGGGAAGCAAAUCCACCGGCUCGCUUAAACCCCAUUCUACCGUACAUAUGAUACCAUAUUUGUACGAACAAAAACAAAAACAGAUUGACCUCCUAGUUUACAUACAGUACUAGCACAGCUUAUCGUAAGAAGCUCUUCAUCAUCGCAUCCAAGUCCAUCAAUGAUGAAAUCCCCCAACCAACUCAACCUACCGUAUCCCUUCCUUGGACCCAACCCCUGCGUCAUACAAGCUACAAUACACCUAGAUCUACAGGAAACGUCCCUUGACAAAAAACGGGGAGACAGGGAUUCCAGCAAACAAAUCUACGUCACAACCCUUCCACACUCGACAACAACCUGUUUCGCGCGAUAGUAACGCAACGCAACAAGAACCCAUGAUGAGAAUUGUCAUGAUGGAUAUAAGAAAUGGACAUCCCUUUCCACCCUACGAAAUUUACCAAACCCAUCACAACUAGAAUAUCCCACCCCACGACGCUACCACUACCGCUAUCCCGAGGAUCAUACAGAAUAUAAAAAUAAAAUAAAAAACCAUGGGUUUCACAAGCUGGACCCCGACCCAACACCUCUCGCUGGUAACCCUCCUCUGCCACGAAUACGAGGAAGCCCUCUCCUUCUACGCCGGCCUGCUGAACUUCACCAUCCACGACGACGCGGAGGUGGAGGACGCGAAUGCCGAGGUGGGGAAGCGCUUCAUAGUGCUCACGCCGCCCAAACUGACGCAGAUGGCGCCCAUGGUGGGACUCCGCGUGACGCGCGCCGUCACGAGACAGCAGCGCAAGGCGGUGGGCAACCAGGCGGGCGACGCCGUCUUCCUCUUCUUCGAGGUGGACAACUUCGACGAGGCCUACGGCAAGAUGAAGGCCGUCGGCGUCAGGUUCCUGGAGGAGAGGCCGCGGGAGGAGAAGUUUGGCAGGGCCAUACUGUUCCAGGACCCGUACGGGAAUAGGAUCAAUCUGGUCGAUAGGCCCACCCAGAGGACUGGGAGUUUGUACGCUAAGGAUACUAGCGUG